Mauremys mutica (yellowpond turtle) is the source of this 1895-nucleotide messenger RNA. RefSeq lists its product as uncharacterized. Lineage: Eukaryota; Metazoa; Chordata; Testudines; Geoemydidae. The transcript is spliced from 4 exons. The coding region runs from base 144 to 1895 and encodes 583 amino acids. The record is from RefSeq and is a predicted model, not a curated record.
GGGUGAGCUGAUGAACCAGGAUAAUCCAGAGUAACAGAGUUUGUCAUGCUAGCUGUGUGUCUGGGGAGACCUGGUUGCUUAUUCUUUGGGAGGGAGUUUUGGUUUGUUUUCUUUCUAAUGUAGGUUCUCAGUAAAACUUUGCCAUGAAACCUUUGCUUUUCUCAGUAUUUCCACUCCUUCUAUUCUUGUCUUCCCUGGGACAGGAAUUUAACGAGCAGGUUCACUUGGACUUAGUGAGGUCCAGCCCCAAUGUGACUAAAGCUGAAGAGAGGGCAAACAGGUCCCUGCAAGAGUCUCAGGAGGUGAAACCAGAGCUUGGGCUCCCUUGGAUGCUAGUGUAUGUCCCUGUGAGAAGUUGCCAUAGAGUCCUGAAGGAAAAGCUUGGGGAGUUUUCUCCUCCAACAUAUAACCAUUUUCAGCUAAAUAGUUGGUGCAACUGGACCAUAUGGGCAGGCUCCAGAAAACACAUAAUCAUUUAUAUCAAAGGAUUUAUGACCGAUGAGGACUGUGACAAAAAUGAGGAUAAAAUCCUAUUUCAAGGAGUCUCUUCAUUAGUAGAAAACACUGUCAUCUAUGCUUGUUGGAACAAGAAGAUUCAUGUCUUUGCCACCUAUGCUCGGGCUGUCCAUGUAGUAUUUCUGAUGAAGUAUUCUUCAAACCCUAAAAACAAAUACUUUAAAGGAAAGUAUUAUAUAUUCAAACACCGUGACAUUGACACCUCUUCUGAAGAUAUCUUAGUUUCUCAACCCCCUAUUCCAAAAUCAAAGAAAACUAGUCACAGCACUCCCAGAUCUAACAAAGUAUCAGUAAUAUACCCUGGAGAGAUUUCAGAUGAUACAAACAUUAGUACAGCUUCAAGUACUGAGAAUCUUAACAAAAACCUUAACAAGACAACUGUACUUAAUAACACGGGGUUAUUACAGGUAGGGGGUGAAGGUCAAAAUGUCACAGUUCUUGAAAGUUCUCUUCAGCUUAUACCUCAGCAUGGUGCAAGGACUCAACCUUUGAAACCAGAAGCUCAGAGCUUGCUGGAGUCUCUCAAUUUGUCUACAUCAAUGGACAAAGAGAAGAGUCUUGGCAUAGGAAAGUCUUUUGGAAGACUACCCCAAACUGCAGCACCUGAUAUCUGGAAGCUGAGACCCUCAGAGUGUGAAGAGGUCCUGGUGGACUUUAGCGAGGUGUACAGGCCAAAAAGUCUUCCAGGCUUUCUUUCUGAGACUCCUUACUUAAGUGUUUCUCAUCUCACUGACCCCUUGAAAUCUUUGGAGUUAAAAGGACCAGAGAGCGAAAUGUCCUUCAUACUCACUAGUUUGAAGCAAACUAAUAUGGGAGACUUACAACUGAAAAUAAAUCCAACACCUCUGAGUUACCCUGUCCUGGACUCGUAUUUGCAUUCCCUAGCCCAUGACAGAGUAGAAACCAUAGGAGACGAUGAUAUUGGCUCUACCCCUUCCCAAAGUCUCAGCACGGUUACCUUGGUGAAUGAUGAAAAUCUUUUGCAGUCAAACAUCUUGGCUUAUAAAGUGGUGAGCAGUCACAGUGAUAGCCUUGUGACAGGUUCAUUGCCUAGCCUCAGAAUGACCAAUCAGGAUCAAGUGGUGCUUGGUGAUCAGUCACGGCCUGAGACAAGGGGAAUGGAUAAAGCUGGAAGUUACCAAAUAAGUUCGACUCAGAGGGUCAGUGAAGAUAAGUCUGUAACUGAACUGGAUCUGAGAACAACAAACCUCAAAGCUAUUGACCCUCUUGAUGUUUCUGUUCUGGAAAGUUCUAUGGAAGUCAUUGACCAGCCAGAAAUCACAUUGGUUACUGCAGCACCAUAUACAUGUGGAUUCAGCUUCUACAGAACUAGAAAGCAUCCUUCCAAGUACAGAAGUGUCCCUGCAUCUCGCUGCUAA